AUUUCAGCGUGCUGGAGUUUGCUUCUCCCAAACUAACAACUCCAGCGGAUCUAAAUCAGAGCAAGAGAAAGAGAGAAGAAGAAGAAGAAGAACUAUGAGAUCGUUGAAGAGCGAAGAGGAGGACUCGAACGAAGAGCCCAUUCUGUACGUUAAUGGAAUUCGCAGAGUCUUGCCUGAUGGAUUGGCUCACCUCACUCUUCUCGAGUACCUUAGAGAUAUAGGUCUCACAGGGACAAAGCUUGGUUGUGGUGAGGGUGGUUGUGGAGCUUGUACAGUUAUGGUUUCACAAUAUGACAAAAAACUGAAGAAAUGCCAGCACUACGCUGUUAAUGCAUGCUUGGCUCCACUGUAUUCUCUAGAAGGGAUGCAUGUAAUUACAGUGGAAGGGCUUGGGAACCAUAAACGAGGCCUGCACCCUAUUCAAGAAUCAUUGGCACAAUCUCAUGGAUCACAAUGUGGAUUUUGCACCCCGGGAUUUAUCAUGUCCAUCUAUGCAUUAUUAAGGUCAAGUCAGACCCCACCUAAUGAGGAGCAGAUUGAAGAAUGUCUUGCAGGAAACUUGUGUCGAUGCACUGGUUACAGACCAAUUGUUGAUGCAUUUCGCGUCUUUGCCAAAACCGAUGAUAAACCAUACAUUGACAUAUCUUCUUUAAGCGUUGAAGGAGGUGAAUUUGUUUGCCCUUCAACUGGUAAGCCGUGCUCCUGUGGAUUAAAAAGUGAGAUAUCAAGCCACCAUCAGAAAACAGUUACUUGUGACAAGAGGUAUGCGCCUGUCUCAUAUAGUGAAGUUGAUGGAAGCACAUACACAGACAGAGAAUUUAUUUUUCCUCCCGAGCUCGUAUUGAGGAAAUCAACUUAUUUAAAUUUGAAUGGAUUCAGUGGGUUAAAGUGGUUUAGACCCUUGAGACUUAAGCAAGUACUAGAAUUAAAAGAAAAUUACCCAAAUGCAAAGAUAUUGGUAGGUAAUACUGAGGUAGGAAUUGAAAUGAGGUUGAAAAGAAUUCAAUAUAAGGUUCUGAUUUCUGUUACACAUGUACCUGAACUGAGUAUACUAAAUGUGAAGGAUGAUGGAAUUGAGAUAGGUUCUGCGGUUAGACUUUCUGAACUACUUAAAGUCAUGAGAAUGGUCAUAACAGAACGUGGAAAUCAUGAAACGUCUUCUUGUAAAGCAUUUGUUGAACAAUUAAAAUGGUUUGCUGGGAUGCAAAUAAGAAAUGUCGCCUGUGUGGGUGGAAAUAUAUGUACAGCCAGUCCAAUUUCAGACUUGAACCCUCUCUGGAUGGCUGCCCGGGCCACUUUUCGAAUUAUUGAUUCAAAAGGGAACAUUAGAACGACUCCAGCAGAGAACUUUUUCCUCGGUUACCGUAAAGUGGAUCUGGGUAGUGGUGAAAUCCUACUAUCUGUAUUUUUGCCUUGGACUAGGCCGUUUGAGUAUGUGAAAGAAUAUAAACAAGCUCACAGAAGGGAUGAUGAUAUUGCAAUUGUGAAUGCUGGAAUUCGUGUUCAUCUUGAGGAAAGAGGUGAAAACAUUGUUGUUUCUGAUGCAUCUGUUGUCUAUGGGGGUGUAGCUCCACUCUCUCUUUCAGCAACAAGAACAAAAGAAUUUAUCAUUGGAAAGAGUUGGAACCAGGAGCUAUUGCAGGGGGCUCUAGAAGUCCUCCAGAAAGAUGUGUCACUCAGAGAUGAUGCUCCUGGUGGGAUGGUGGAGUUCCGUAAGUCUCUGACAGCUAGCUUUUUCUUCAAAUUCUUUCUGUGGGUUUCUCAUCAACUGGAUAGGGAAAAAGGCCUUACGGGGAGUGUACCAUUAUCUCAUCUUUCUGCUAUACAACCGUUUCAUAGACCAUCUGUUAUAGGAACUCAAGACUAUGACAUUACGAAACAUGGGACGGCUGUUGGGGCCCCUGAGGUUCAUCUAUCAGCAAGACUUCAGGUUUCAGGAGAGGCAGAAUAUGCUGAUGAUACACAAUUGCCUCCUAAUGGUUUGCAUGCUGCUUUGAUAUUGAGCAAAAAGCCUCAUGCUCGUAUACUUUCAAUCAAUGAUUCAGGAGCAAAGUCAUCGCCUGGGUUCGCAGGCAUAUUUUUUGCCAAGGAUGUUCCAGCUGAUAAUAAAGUUGGACCAAUUGUUGCUGAUGAGGAACUAUUUGCUUCAGAGUUUGUCACUUGUGUAGGUCAGGUUAUAGGAGUGGUAGUUGCAGAUACACAUGAAAAGGCAAAAUUAGCAGCAAUGAAAGUUCACAUUGAGUAUGAAGAGCUGCCAGCUAUCUUAUCAAUACAGGAUGCCAUCAAUGCUAAUAGUUUCCAUCCUGAUACUGAGAGGUGUUUUAGGAAAGGAGAUGUGGAUCUUUGCUUUCAAUCACGUCAAUGUGACAAGAUCAUAGAGGGGGAAGUUCUAGUGGGCGGUCAGGAACACUUCUAUUUGGAGCCACAUAGCAGUGUGAUAUGGACAAUGGAUGGUGGCAAUGAAGUUCAUAUGAUCUCUUCCACUCAAGCGCCUCAGAAGCACCAGAAGUAUGUAUCUCAUGUUCUUGGUCUUCCAAUGUCAAAAGUAAUUUGUAAAACAAAGCGUAUUGGUGGUGGUUUUGGCGGAAAGGAGACAAGAUCAUGUUUCAUUGCUGCUGCAGCUUCUGUUCCUUCAUAUCUCUUAAAUCGACCAGUCAAAAUUACAUUAGACCGUGAUACAGACAUGAUGAUAACUGGACAACGCCAUAGCUUUCUUGGAAAAUACAAGGUGGGCUUUACAAAUGUGGGAAAGGUAUUGGCAUUGGAUCUUCACAUCUACAAUAGUGCUGGAAAUUCACUGGACUUGUCUCUUCCUGUUCUUGAGCGUGCUAUGUUUCAUUCAGAUAAUGUCUAUGAGAUUCCAAAUGUAAGAAUUGUGGGAAGAGUUUGCUUCACUAAUGUACCCAGUAAUACUGCUUUCCGAGGAUUUGGUGGUCCUCAAGGGAUGAUUAUUGCUGAAAACUGGAUUCAAAGAAUUGCCGUAGAACUGAAAAAGAGCCCAGAAGAGAUAAGAGAGAUUAAUUUUCAAGGUGAAGGAUCAAUAUUGCAUUAUGGCCAGCAACUCAAACAUUGUACACUGGCCCCGCUCUGGAACGAACUAAAACUAUCUUGUGAAUUUUCGAAGGCUCGGGCUGAAGUUUGCCAAUUCAAUACUCAAAAUCGGUGGCGUAAGCGUGGUGUAGCCAUGAUACCAACAAAGUUCGGGAUAUCAUUUACAUUAAAGCUCAUGAACCAGGCAGGUGCUCUUGUUCAUGUCUACACAGAUGGAACUGUUCUAGUCACACAUGGAGGUGUUGAGAUGGGGCAAGGUUUGCAUACAAAAGUUGCUCAGGUGGCCGCUUCUGCCUUCAAUAUUCCUCUCAGUUCUGUCUUCAUAUCAGAGACAAGUACCGACAAGGUACCUAAUGCUUCCCCAACGGCAGCUUCUGCUAGUUCUGACAUGUAUGGAGCUGCAGUCUUGGAUGCAUGUGAGCAAAUCAAGGCACGUAUGGAACCGAUUGCUUCACAGCACAAUUUUAGCUCUUUUGCUGAGCUGGCAAGUGAAUGCUAUGUGGCCCGUAUAGAUCUUUCUGCCCAUGGUUUUUACAUUGUACCUGAAAUCGACUUUGAUUGGACUACUGGUAAAGGCAACCCAUUCAGGUACUAUACCUAUGGGGCUGCCUUUGCUGAGGUUGAAAUUGACACUUUGACUGGAGAUUUCCACACUAGGGUGGCAAACAUUUUCUUGGAUCUAGGAUACUCGCUCAACCCAGCAAUUGAUGUCGGGCAGAUCGAAGGAGCGUUUAUACAAGGUUUGGGAUGGGUUGCUUUAGAAGAACUAAAAUGGGGAGAUCCUGCUCAUAAGUGGAUUGCACCAGGUUCCCUCUACACUUGUGGGCCUGGAAGCUACAAAAUUCCUUCCAUAAAUGACGUUCCCUUCAGAUUCAAUGUUUCACUACUGAAGGGACAUCCAAAUGUAAAGGCCAUCCACUCAUCCAAAGCUGUUGGUGAGCCCCCAUUUUUCUUGGCAUCAGCUGUCUUUUUUGCCAUCAAGGAUGCCAUUAUAGCCGCGAGAGCUGAAGUAGGGUGUAAUGAGUGGUUUCCACUCGAUAAUCCAGCUACACCAGAACGUAUACGGAUGGCUUGUUUGGAUGAAUUUACUGCAGCAUUUGCUCGCUCAGACUUCCGCCCAAAGCUUAGUGUUUGAUUUUAAGUUGGUGCUUAUCACUACUUAGUGCUAUACCAACAAUACGACUCGUUAUACCCACAAUGUAGUUGCCCUAGACCCAUAGUCAUGCUUCAGGUAACAUACCGCACCUUCUGUAACAUUUGAAAGAAUACUACACAGGCAUACACAGUUGUAAGGAGACUUCAUUCCAGGAAACUGAUUCUGUACUUGUAAGCCAUCACUUUCUCGCAAUAUCAGUUAUUUCGUUAUUUUUAUCCCACUUUUCAUUAUUAUCUUCAUC
Argentina anserina (silverweed cinquefoil) is the source of this 4448-nucleotide messenger RNA. RefSeq names its product xanthine dehydrogenase 1-like. The record is from RefSeq and is a predicted model, not a curated record. The transcript has 14 exons. NCBI's taxonomy places the organism in Eukaryota, Viridiplantae, Streptophyta, Magnoliopsida, Rosales, Rosaceae. The coding region runs from base 95 to 4186 and encodes 1363 amino acids. Gene Ontology annotation, molecular function: oxidoreductase activity; iron ion binding; FAD binding.